AUGCCUCUUGACAUAGAAGAGAUCCUUCGGAAAAAGAAGGCAGCCGAUGCUGCUGCGGCUAAACCUAGAUUUAUCCCCAAGGCAGAACGCGAACGACUAGCUGCUGAGAAGGCGAAACAGGAGGAAGAAGAGAAGAAGCGUAAGGCGGUGGAUGAUUCACAACGGCGGCGGGACGAAGAGAGAAGAUGGGAAACCCGCGCAAACGGCCUGCCAGCCUCUAAUGGCGCCCUUAACGGCGCCCCCAACGGCAUCGCGCCACCCACAGGUCCAAGGGCGAUGAAUCAACAGGCUGGAGGCGGCGGCGGCGGUAAAGGCCGAGACGGGCGAGAUGGACGGGACGGGCGGGACGGACGAGAUGGAAGAGAUGGAAAGAAAAACUCAAAGACCGAAGGCGUCAAGCGCUCAGCGGCGGAGAUUGAGGACUCGCUACUACGCUCGCGGUACCUUGGCCCAGAGGUCAACCAGCAGUCAACCUUUUCGGCCAAGAAGAAGCGGAUGCGGACGACGGAAAAGAAGUUUAACUUUGAGUGGGAUGUAGAUGAGGACACAUCGAGAGACAACGAUCCGCUAUAUAUGAGCCAAAGCGUCAACAGAGGCGGCUCCCUGGCCGGCGUCGGUGGCGAGUUCGACAAAGAAGCCGAGCAGCGGGCGCGCAAACGAGCAAAGAUGAUUGAGCAGCGCGACCUAGAACAUGGCAAGGAGAGAGCAAUAGGAAUCAUGGAAGACUUUUACAGGGCGCGGGAGAGGGCGCGGGAGAGGGCUGAGAGGACGGGCCUGGGACGGCACUGGUCGGACAAGGACCUCAACGAGAUGCGCGAGCGAGAUUGGCGCAUCUUCAAGGAGGACUUUGGCAUUUCGACCAAGGGAGGCGCGAUUCCCAAUCCAAUGCGUAAUUGGCAGGAAUCCGGGCUGCCGCAACGGCUGCUUAACAUUGUGGACAAUGUUGGCUACAAAGAACCCUCUGCUAUUCAGCGAGCAGCCAUUCCAAUUGCUUUGCAAGCUCGCGAUCUUAUUGGCGUUGCCGUCACAGGUUCCGGUAAAACUGCUGCUUUCUUACUGCCCCUUUUGGUGUACAUCUCCGACCUGCCGCCCCUCACAGAGGCCAACAAGAACGACGGCCCGUACGCGCUCAUCAUCGCGCCAACUCGUGAACUGGUGCAGCAGAUCGAGACGGAGGCGAGAAAGUUUGCUGAGCCGCUGGGCUUUAGGUGUGUCAGCAUCGUUGGUGGGCAUUCGCUGGAAGAACAGGUCUUUGCUCUGCGCAACGGUGCCGAGAUUAUCGUCGCUACGCCAGGUCGUCUCGUCGAUUGUAUAGAGCGAAGACUUCUUGUCCUAGUGCAGUGCUGCUACAUCAUCAUGGACGAGGCUGAUCGAAUGAUUGACCUUGGUUUCGAGGACUCGGUCAACAAGAUCCUCGAUGCGCUACCGGUAUCCAAUGAGAAACCGGAUACAGAUGACGCUGAAAACGCCCAGCUCAUGAAGCGGUAUGUAGGAGGCAAAGACCGAUAUCGUCAAACUAUGAUGUACACGGCCACCAUGCCACCGCUGGUUGAAAAGAUUGCUAAAAAGUACCUUCGCCGUCCCGCCAUCGUCACCAUCGGUAAUGCAGGCGAGGCCGUCGACACCGUCGAACAGCGCGUCGAGUUCGUUUCCGGCGAGGACCGGCGCAAGAAGCGGCUGCAGGAGAUCCUCUCCUCGAAUGCCUUUGCGCCCCCCAUCAUCGUCUUCGUCAACAUCAAGCGCAACUGCGACGCUGUCGCCCGCGACAUCAAGUCCAUGGGAUGGUCCGUCGUCACGCUGCACGGAUCGAAGACGCAAGAGCAGCGAGAAGCCGCGCUCGCAUCCGUCCGCUCGGGGCAGACGCAGGUCCUCGUUGCCACCGAUCUUGCUGGUCGUGGUAUCGACGUGCCGGACGUCUCGCUCGUCAUCAACUUCAACAUGGCAACCAAUAUCGAGAGCUACACGCAUCGUAUCGGUCGUACUGGUCGUGCUGGAAAGAGUGGUGUGGCUAUUACGUUCCUGGGCAACGAGGAUGCGGAUGUCCUGUAUGACCUUAAACAAAUCUUGAGCAAGAGCUCCAUCUCAAAGGUACCCGACGAGCUCAAGAGACACGAGGCGGCGCAGUCGAGGCCGGUUCGCGGAGGAGCCAGCAAGAAGGAUGAGGCCGCUGCCUCUGAAGGAGGCAAAGGAGGAGGCGGCAAAGGAAACUGGUAA
Messenger RNA from Trichoderma aggressivum f. europaeum, 2214 nucleotides. RefSeq lists its product as uncharacterized. NCBI's taxonomy places the organism in Eukaryota, Fungi, Ascomycota, Sordariomycetes, Hypocreales, Hypocreaceae. Gene Ontology annotation, molecular function: nucleic acid binding; ATP binding; RNA helicase activity. The transcript has a single exon. Bases 1 to 2214 code for a protein of 737 amino acids. The record is from RefSeq and is a predicted model, not a curated record.